Molecule: messenger RNA, 1553 nt
Organism: Pseudonaja textilis
Lineage: Eukaryota; Metazoa; Chordata; Lepidosauria; Squamata; Elapidae
Source: RefSeq, a predicted model, not a curated record
GGAGAGGGGAGAUCUUCACCUGACCAGUCUGGCUGGCUGCAGUGUUGACAAGAUGUUGUAGGUUUGAUUUCGCUGCCUGUUACCAGAGGUGGGUAAAUAGGACAAUGGGGACACAGCUCUGCCAAAGCCUUACCCCACCCAGAACAAGGUGGCCUUGUGGGGAAUGACAAGCGAGCCAGAUUUAAGGCCCCAUUGUCACAUUCCAGGGUCAACCUCCACCCACCUAAUCGGGCUGGCAGGGAACAUGUUUGCAUACCAGGGCAUAAUCUUUGUCUUCCAGAAUCGGCCAGCCAUGUCUGACGCGGAAUUUGGACGGAUGUCUUUCAAAGAGCCUGAGCUGGAGACUAAACGUGGCCCAGCCCAGCCCCACUGGUACGAGCGCUACCUGCAGCCUUGCAUCGGGGAGCUGGUGGGCUCGGCCUUCUUCAUCUACAUUGGCUGCGUUUCGGUCAUCGAGAACUCAGAUGGCACCGGGAGGCUGCAGCCGGCCUUGGCUCAUGGAUUGGCGCUGGGACUGACCAUUGCCAUCUUGGGGAACAUCAGUGGAGGCCACUACAACCCGGCCGUUUCCCUGGGGGCCUGGCUCGUCGGUGGGCUGAACAUGGUGAUGGUCAUUCCAUACUGGAUCUCCCAGCUGUGCGGGGGAAUGAUUGGAGCUGGACUGGCUAAGGUGACCACUGUGUGGGAGAGGUAUGAAAAUGCCACCGGAGGAGCUUUCACGGCCAUCACCUCGGAUCCCCAGCUCCUAGCUGCUGUGGUGGGGGAGAUUGUGAUGACCAUGUUGCUGGUGAUGGCUGUCUGCAUGGGGGCUAUUAAUGAGAAGACCAAGAGUCCACUGGCACCUUUCUGCAUUGGCCUCACUGUCACUGUGGACAUCCUGGCUGGGGGAGCCGUUUCUGGAGCCUGCAUGAAUCCAGCCAGAGCGUUUGGCCCUGCAGUGGCUGCCAACCACUGGGAUUACCACUGGGUGUACUGGGUGGGCCCCAUGGGGGCUGCGCUUCUGGUGGGCGCAUUGAUAAGGGUCCUGCUCGGGGACAGCAAGACGCGCUUCUUCCUCAAGUGAGCCGCCGCCGCUGCCGCCGCCCGGCGAGGAGCACCGCCGCCCGUUCCCCGCGCCACCCCAGGCAGCCGCAGCCAACCUCGCCCGGGGAAGAGACUUUAGGCGAUGCUGCCUCCCCCCCCCCCACCGCCCGUUUUUUUUGUUUUGUUUUGGAAACGACGCCUCGCAGAAGAAAGACAAAGGCGGAGAAGCGGCGGCCCCGGCAGAUCCCCGGGCCGAAGCGGGGAAGCCGGAGGAGCGUCGGGCGAAGCGGCCCUGGGCAGCCCCGGCUCGAGCAGCGACCCAGCAACCCGGGCCCCGACGUUCGCAAGGCGCUCGCCCGGCACUUCGGCAGCCCCGUCCGGAGCGAGGAAGCCGCUCCUCGGCUCGGCAUCUCCGGCGGCGGCGCUCCGCGGAGGGACCCGCCGGCCACGCCGCCUCCACGCAGCCCCGCAGCCAUCGGGCGGCAAACGGGCGCGGCGGCGCUUCGUCCCACCGGAUUCCCGCCCGCGAA